AUGACGACCGUCGAAACCAGCUCCGGCAAGGGGAAGGCCCUGGUGGCCCCUGCGGCUUCCGUCCUGGCCCCUGUGUUCGAGGACGAUCCCGCCAUCACCUACGUGCUCAACGCCCUUCCUCGCCAAGAUCGCAUCGCCUAUCUUCCCGCCUAUUUCACCGCACUCCUCAACGCGGCCGCGCUGAACCGCGCCGUGUUUUACGAAGCGGCGUCGUGGCAAUGUACCUCGGUGGUGAUGCCGCCCGGUGAGGAUGUGGGGAACCCGUGGACGCUGAUCCCCGCGGGCCUGUUGCCCAUGCUCGGGAAAAUCGGCUUCGGCGGAUGCAAGAAGAUGAUUUGGGAAUUCACCAAUCUCACUGGUAACGCCAAGAAGCGUGAAAUGGGCAAGGGAAAAUAUUAUUACAUCUUUUUCAUCGGCACGGCGGUGGAAGGCAGAGGCCAAGGCCUGGCCAGCAAGCUGAUUGGGGAAGCAAAGGAGCUGGCGGCCAAGGAGGAACUGCCCGUCUGGCUUGAAGCCACAACAGAGAGGAGCAGGCGGCUAUAUAGCAAACUGGGCUUCAAGGACCUGGGAGGAAUUGUCCUCGGCAAGGGCAAUGUCGGCGCCGACGGAGAGCGAAAGAAGGGCGGCGAAGGAGUCACAAUUUGGCCGAUGAUCUGGCGGCCAAGCAUUAAGACAUGA
Messenger RNA from Purpureocillium lilacinum, 678 nucleotides. RefSeq lists its product as uncharacterized. Gene Ontology annotation, molecular function: acyltransferase activity, transferring groups other than amino-acyl groups. NCBI's taxonomy places the organism in Eukaryota, Fungi, Ascomycota, Sordariomycetes, Hypocreales, Ophiocordycipitaceae. The record is from RefSeq and is a predicted model, not a curated record.